UAACUUUCUCUUGGCUAUCUUUCGACGUGUGGGUCGUUUCUUUCCUUCCAGCUAGGAAGGCCAAUCGAACGGACUCCAGCCAUGGCCGAAUCCCAGCUCGUGUGCAUGGAGGACGGACACAUCGGCUUCCAGGUGCCGGAGUCGCGGCCGGAGUUCUACUACAGCGAGGAGCAGCGCGCCGCUGUCGAGGAACUCCUCAAGAACGGCGACGGCGCCUUCAAAAUGCGUCUCAAAGACGACAACAUGAAAGACUUUUUAUCCGCAAGAGAAGUUAAAAUAUUGAACAACAACUUUAAACACUAUGAUGAAACCGGCGAUGGUGACAGGGAGGGGGCGGCGGCGUCAUCCCCUUCGUCGGACUCAGGCGUUCACUCCACUUACUGGCCCCAAAUGUCUGAUACCGAAGUGCCGCCACUGGACAUCGGCUGGCCCAGUUGGGGUCUCUUCAAAGGGGUGACCCGGGUGGCGGUCCACACGCACCCACCCAAAGACAAUGGACCCCAUAUCAAGGAGGUAGUGCGCAGACUCAUCCAGGGGGCCAGCAAGGUAAUCGCAAUUGUGAUGGACCUGCUAACAGACCUGCAGAUACUGCAGGACCUGAUGGAUGCUGCCUGGCGUCGCUCCGUGCCCGUAUACAUCCUGCUGGACAACAAUGGCGUGCCGCACUUCCUGGACAUGUGUUCCCGGCUCCAGAUUGGCGCUCAGCACCUUCGGAACAUCCGGGCCAGGACACUCACGGGGGUGGGCUUCAAUUUAUCCUUUGGCAGACUUCCCGGCUCCAUGUGUUCCAAGUACAUGCUAGUGGACGGAGACAAGGUGGUCUUUGGAUCCUACAGUUUCUCAUGGUCCACAUCACGCAUGGAUCGCAACACCAUCACGGUGAUGACAGGCCAGGUGGUGGAGUUCUUUGACCAGGACUUUCGAGAGCUCUACGCCGUGUCGGAAAAGCUGGACCUAUUCCGUGAGUUCCAUGUGAGCCCGCCAGCCAACAUAAGCACCAGCGUGCGCUCGAAGGUGGGCCCCAAGCGCCCCCCGCUUCCCGCCACAACAUCCCGUUUCCAGGUCAGCCUUGGCGACGCGCGCAACGUCAACAUCGAGGUCCCCGCUCACAAGUACUACAACCCCAAGUACUUCCUCUUGUUCCCGGAUGCCCCGCAACCAGCAAGGUCCCUGCAAGGGCCCACUAGACCGUCUGAGCUCUUGCAGCUUAUGGAGCCCCCAGACCAGGUCACCAGUAGCGAGAAGUUGGACCGUCUCAACCCGUUACCGUCUGAACCCCCAGUGGAUUUCUUAAAGAAACCCAACGGAGCCCCGCAGGAGAAGAAGAAGCUAACGCUGAGGCAGAAGAUCACCAAAAGGUUGUCAGUCAGCAAGCUGUCCAUCAAUAGCGGGAGGUCAAGCCCUGCCCCAGCAGAACCCACAGGAUACUUGGGCAGCCAAGAUCACCUGGAGGUCAGGGUCAAGUCACCCUCCAACAAGCUCAAGCUUCUCAAGAGGCCGUCCGCGCUCGGACCCAGGGCGAACUCGGUGCAGACGGUCGAGGCCACUCAAGACAACAUUAGCUGGAGGAGUCAACGUCAAACCAAACAAGGCUGCAAUGUGUCCUGAGGUCUCAUUUUUGGAGGACGAUUUUAUUUUAAGUAAAUAUUUUAAACAGUUUACACGCACUAAAUUCACUUUUGUUAGCAUGUAAUGUGACUGAGUUAACACUCAGACAUGUCGCUGCUCACCAUUAUUGGCGCCGCUUCAUUGUUUGCAUAAUCUGUACAAAUCUUGGAAAUGUAUUACAUUUGUAGAAUCAAGAUCUUCUAAUUGAAGAUCCAAAGUAUUUUAGAAAACGGAAAUCACUAAUCUGAUUUAAGUUUACCUCCUUACUUACUUGAACUUCAUGGUGGGCAGGCAUAGACUUCAUAAUAUAUUGACGGGACACGGGGCACAGGGCCGAUUUAUAGGGGGCCUGCAUUGUUGGCGUGGCCGUCGAAGCUGACCAAGUGGAAUCACAGACAAAGACCUUUUUCCGUUGAAAAUUCUUGUGAAUAAAUGCUUGAAUCUCUCAAUUUUUUAUAGAUAUGGAUGUAAAACAGUCUCGAUUCUUGGUUAAAAGCAAAAA
Molecule: messenger RNA, 2110 nt
Organism: Corythoichthys intestinalis (scribbled pipefish)
Lineage: Eukaryota; Metazoa; Chordata; Actinopteri; Syngnathiformes; Syngnathidae
Gene: sack1fb
Product: family with sequence similarity 83 member Fb
Exons: 5
Coding region: 82-1608 (508 amino acids)
Biological process (GO): signal transduction
Molecular function (GO): protein kinase binding
Source: RefSeq, a predicted model, not a curated record